Molecule: messenger RNA, 498 nt
Organism: Gilbertella persicaria
Lineage: Eukaryota; Fungi; Mucoromycota; Mucoromycetes; Mucorales; Choanephoraceae
Product: glutaredoxin, grx
Exons: 1
Coding region: 137-391 (84 amino acids)
Molecular function (GO): disulfide oxidoreductase activity
Source: RefSeq, a predicted model, not a curated record
AAAUCAAGUCUUACACCAACUACAAGACAUUGAUCAACUCGCUGAUAUAGUGACAAAAUAUAAUACUCCAACAGUAUCCUCUGAAGAUAAUACAUUUCGUUUUCGUCUAUUAGACCUUAUCAGGACAGAUCGUAUCAUGGUCUUUAUGAAGGGCAGUCCUAAAUCACCUCGCUGUGGGUUUUCUCGACAAGUAAUUCAGUUAUUGACAGAACAAGAUGUAAAGUACAGUACAUUUGAUAUUCUCUCAGAUGAAACAGUGCGCCAAGGUCUCAAGACAUUUUCAAACUGGCCAACUUAUCCACAAAUUUAUGUUGAAAGUGAAUUGAUAGGAGGAUUAGAUGUACUUAAAGAAAUGAUAGCCUCUGGUGAAUUCCAAGCCAUGUUGAAAUGAUAAAUAAAGAAAAGAGGGGGGAUAUCGUUUAUUGUGAUUCAGAUCCUGGAGGUCGAUUGAUACGUACUUGUUCCCAUUCAUCUUCUGUCUUUGCUUGUAAACGCUGC